ACCAUACACCUGAAACCAUGACCAUACUAUAAAAGUUUGAAUGGCCUUCCCUCAAUAUCAGUAGCCACGGGAAAAAUAAAAUCCAACCCUUUUAACAUUUCAGAGGACUGAAGCACAAAUAAAAAAUUUAAAUGUCUACACACAAAUCUACCGUAACAGCAGCUUUAAAAAAAAGAAAGAAAAGGGAAGUAUAGCAUCUGAUAGAGGAAGCAGAUAAAAACUUGCACUUUUUUUUUUUUUUACAAUGCCAAACACAGCAGAUUGCAAAUUGAAACGACACAGUGGGUGCCUCAGAUUCUGCCAUGUCACAUGCUUAGGAAAUCUUCGAAAUUUCAGAAGUAAGAGAAUAUCUGCCUUCCUGUCUGUCUCCUGUUAGAUUAAUGUUUGUACUGGUAAGUGUUGUCAUUCUGUUUUCUUAACUACACCUUGAACCUCUCUGCAUGCCCAGUACUGUAUCUUAAGUUUUGCUCGUGCGUUGCAAGGGCCUAUCUGUGACGCAGCAGAUGGUAGAAAAUACGCACAUGCGUGAGGGCAGAGCUUCCCCUUCCCCUCAUCACCGAACCCUAGGCAUCAACAUUCAGUCAAGCCUGAGAACAGCGACACAACACGCCACCAUCUGACGCAACUACACAUUAAAAUAGAAACCACAUUAUUGGCGGGCUUAAUGCAGACUUGAUCACAUGCACACACUGACAGGUUUUUUUUUUGUUUUGUUUUUUGUCGUCUGCAAGGUGCACCAGGAAGGUCUGCUGUUGACCCUGUUUGCCACUGCACAGCUCGAAGAGGAGAGAGUGUUUGUUCGUCAGUCUGCUGUUUACAAAGGACUGUGAAAUAUGUGGUCUCUGGUGUUCCCUGCUGGGUCUGACCUCUCCCCUCUAUCCAUGCUGGUGAUGUAGAGAGAAGAAUACAAGUGUUAUGGGAGUGAAAAGAUGAAGGACUGACAACAGGUAAGGUUUGCUGAUUAUGCCUCCAGUGUCUGUGUGAGCGAGGGAAUGACCGCGAAAAUGCCUGGGUUGGCGGAGGAAUCCCUGGUCAACUUCUCCUCACAAUGUGACUACAACAAUACGGCCUGGGAACAGCGCAUGGACAAGAUGUACACGUACUUCUACCUGCUGCUCUUCAUCCCUGGCCUGCUGCUCAACACCACUGCUCUCUAUGUCCUCUGCAGACACAUUAGUAAGAAGACCAAGGCAGUGAUCUUCAUGAUAAACCUGGCAGUAGCUGACCUGGCCCACAUCCUCUCUCUGCCCCUCAGGAUCUAUUAUUACUUCACACACACCUGGCCUUUUGGACGAGGCGUCUGCUUGUUCUGCUUCUACCUCAAAUUCCUCAACAUGUACGCUGCCAUAGUGUUCCUGAUGUGUAUCAGCGUGCAGAGGUGCGUCUUUCUGCUCGACCCGUUUGCUGCUCGUCGGUGGAGGCGGCGCUAUGACCUGUUGAUCAGUGUUGUAGUAUGGGUGGUGGUCGGUCUGGCCUGCUCGCCAUUCAUUCUGAUGCGGUCCAGCGGUAGUGAAACCGAUGCCAAGCUUUAUGCACCAAAUUCGAGUACGAGCUGUUUUAAAGAUCUGCCCACUCGGCGUCUGUCUCUCUCUCUGGCAGUCACCAUGAUGGCCUCAGCUGAGAUGUUUGGUUUCGUCAUUCCUUUGGCCUGCAUCAGUUACAGCUCUAUCCGCAUCGCUCGGUCCCUCAACCAAAAACAGACCGAGGAUCAGCAAAACCCGAACACUCGACUCAACUCCUCAGCACGCAACCGACUCCAGUCAGUCUCCUCCAACUGUCAGACGGAUAAACUUAACGAAAAGCAGACAAAGAGUGAGAAGCGGCGCGCCCUGCGGAUGGUGCUGAGCUGCUUGGCCCUCUUCUGGCUCUGCUUUGCCCCCUACCACCUCAACUUCUUGUUCUACCUGAUGGUGUCGCAGGACAUAGUGACCCACUGUCCUACCAGGAAGGCUGUGAGUCAGUUCCACCCGGUGUCUCUGUGCCUGGCGAGCCUGAGCUGCUGCCUCAACCCCCUGCUCUAUUAUUUUCUAACAGCUGAGUUCAGGUUGCACCUCACCAGGCGCACCUCCUCCUUCUCCUCCUCGCUACUCUCCUCCCCGAUCAGCUCCCCGACCCAGCACCUACCACCUCACAGACUGUUGAGCAUGGAGAGUAACUGCUCAGACAGGGAAUAGCAUUAUUCACCAGCAAGUGUGAAAGAGGAUGACAAACAGCCAGGCCUCCAUGAUGCAUUGUGUUGAACUUGAAAACAGGCCUUACAAUUUGCAGGAUUUCACGUUAACUUUGAUGUCAAUAUGAAGAGCCUCCCAGAGGACAUUGCUUUAGACCACAGAUGUAAAAUCAGCAAAUGGAAUGAUGUAUAUGUUGCAUGAGCCUGUGCACAAAAUCUGUACGAAUAUUGUAAUAGUUGCUUGAUAUCGAAAGUCUGCUCUUGUUGUAAAACCACAGUCUCAAACUUUAGAUAAGCUAUGUUGUAACUGCCUAAGCUGUAGAUGAAUGCAAGCCACUCUACUGUAAAUAAAAGCUAGUCUGUUCUUUCUGUUUCAUCA
Molecule: messenger RNA, 2549 nt
Organism: Seriola aureovittata
Lineage: Eukaryota; Metazoa; Chordata; Actinopteri; Carangiformes; Carangidae
Gene: p2ry10
Product: P2Y receptor family member 10
Exons: 4
Coding region: 993-2174 (393 amino acids)
Biological process (GO): positive regulation of Rho protein signal transduction; phospholipase C-activating G protein-coupled receptor signaling pathway
Cellular component (GO): membrane
Molecular function (GO): G protein-coupled receptor activity
Source: RefSeq, a predicted model, not a curated record